Messenger RNA from Rotaria sp. Silwood1, 786 nucleotides. The record is from the annotation of a GenBank genome assembly. NCBI's taxonomy places the organism in Eukaryota, Metazoa, Rotifera, Eurotatoria, Philodinida, Philodinidae.
AUGCUUGGAUAUUUGAAAGAUGAUCAAGGACAAUACAAGGAGGCAGUUUCAUUUUAUGAAAAAUCACUUAAAAUCGAGCGAAAAACUCUUCCGGAAGAUCAUUCUUCAUUGGCUCCUACCUACACUAACAUCGGCCUUGCGUAUGACAACAUGGGUAACUACUCGAAAGCACUUGAAUUUUAUGAAAAAGCAAUUAAAAUAAAAGAAGAAUCUCUGCCUCCGAAUCAUCCUGAUUUGGCUAGUUCCUACAACAACAUCGGUCUUGCGUAUGACAACAUGGGUAACUACUCGAAAGCACUUGAAUUUUACGACAAAUCACUUAAAAUAAAAGAAAAAGCUCUGCCUCCGAAUCAUCCCUCAUUGGCUACUUCCUACAACAACAUCGGUGAAGUGUAUAGAAUCAUGGGUAACUACUCGAGAGCACUUGAAUUUUACGAAAAAUCACAUAAAAUACUCGAGAAAUCUCUGCCUCCGAAUCAUCCCAAUUUGGCUCCUUCCUACAACAACAUCGGUCUUGCAUAUGACAACAUGGGUAACUACUCGAAAGCACUUGAAUUUUACGAAAAAGAUUUAGAAAUAACGAAAAAAUCUCUGCCUCCGAAUCAUCCCUCAUUGGCUGGUUCCUACAACAACAUCGGUAUGGCUUAUUCCGGAAAAGGUGACUACCCAAAAGCGCUUUCGUACCUAGAAAAGGCACUUGCCAUCUGGCAAAAAUCAUUUCCAUCAACACAUCCUAAUAUUAAAACGGCGAUGAAUAAUAUUGACAUUGUGAAAAAGAAAAUGUAA